AUAAAAAUCGAUUUAAAAAGAAAGAGAUAACGAUAAUGAGUCAUUCGAAAAAUCAUUUCAACAUGGAAAUGAUGCGGAUUCCUAAAGAAGACUUGUACACUUUCUCAUUCAGACUCCCAUAACUUGAACAUUGAAUGAUGGGAACAUAAUUGCUUAAAAAAAUCUGAUGAUGAUUUUGAUGAAAUUGUAGUAAUUUGAAUGUGCUUUAUAUUGGUCGAAUGAUGAUAUUCCGCAGCCAGAUUUGUUGACAGCGAAACAAUGUCAUCCAUUGAUUGCUGGUCCUGGUGCACUUCGAGCAUCAGCCAUAGCGGCCACAUUGAUUCGUUUGACGCCGGAACAACAAGAAGCGAUUGCGAAGGCGAAAAAAUAUGCUAUGGAACAGUCAAUAAAAUCAGUAUUGGAGAAACAGACGAUCGCUUAUCAACAACAACAGCAACGUUCACUUCAACGACAUCAGGCACUUGUAUUGAUGUGUCGAAUAUAUGUUGGCUCGAUUAGCUUCGAGCUCAAAGAAGAUACUGUUCGUCAAGCUUUUAGUCCGUUUGGACCGAUAAAAACAAUAAACAUGUCAUGGGAUCCAAGUACACAGAAACAUAAAGGCUUUGCCUUUAUCGAAUACGAAGUACCGGAAGCGGCACAUUUAGCUUUGGAACAAAUGAAUGGAUUCAUGAUGGGCGGAAGAAAUAUAAAAGUUGGUCGUCCAUCCAAUAUGCCUCAAGCUGCUCAGAUAAUUGAACAGAUUCAAAAUGAAGCAAAAUCAUUUAGUCGGAUUUAUGUAGCAUCCAUUCAUCCAGAGUUGACCGAACAGGAUAUAAAAUCAGUAUUUGAAGCAUUUGGCAAAAUAAAUUCUUGUAAAUUGGCUCAAUCUCAAUCAGGAAAACACAAAGGAUAUGGUUACAUUGAAUAUGAAUCUGAACAGUCAAUGGUUGAAGCAAUAUCAGCUAUGAAUUAUUUUGAUUUGGCUGGUCAACAUCUGAGAGUGGGAAGAGCCAUAACACCACCGAAUUGUUUUGAAGCAAGCACUCCACAAGUAACUGCUUCAUUACCUACAGCAGCAGCUAUUGCAGCUGCCGCAGCUACCGCCAAAAUUCAGGCCAUGGAUGCAAUGGCUAAUUCAACUGGCACAACUACAUCGAAUGCUCCACAAACGACUUUCACUUCGGGAUUUUCUUCACAACCAGUCACCGCCCAAAUCGCACCUGGUUUGAUCACAGGAGCAACCUAUCCCACAAAUGUACCCCCAAUUGUCACAAUACCUCCACCCACUUUGGUUACGACACUUCCUUUGUCGAUAAAAAAUGGACGCCCAAAUGGUACAAGUACUAAUGGUACAAAUAAUAAUGAAAUAUAUUCCGCUGCUACUAUCGCUUCGAAUAACUUGCCUGUCAACCAAAAUGAAGAUGGCAGCCGAAAAUUGGAUCAACAAAACGACAAAUCAAAUGAAACGAUUCAAAAAGAAGAAGAACCACAAACUUUACAGCAACAAGAAAAUGUCGUUAUAAAAGGAUCGAAUGCUCGUCAAGUAUUGAUGCAUAAAUUGAUGAGAAAAAAUGAGUCAAGAGUGAUCGUCUUGAGAAAUAUGGUCGCUCACGAGGAUAUUGAUGACCAAUUGGAAUCCGAAGUGACCGAUGAAUGUGGAAAAUAUGGCAUUGUCAAAAAAGUAAUCAUCUAUCAGGAAAGCCAAUCCGAAGAUGAUGAAGCAGAUAUCAUUGUUAAAAUCUUUGUUGAAUUUACCAGUCUAUUGGAGGCAGUCAAAGCACGUGAUGCAUUAAAUGGCCGAUAUUUUGCUGGAAGAUUAGUAAAAGCCGAACUUUAUGAUCAAAUCCUUUACGAAGACAAUGAUUUAUCUGGUUGAUAGUGUUCUCUCUAUUUGCAAAUGUGUGUCCUGUUCUAUUCAUUAAGACGAAAAUUAUAAUUAGAAUCAUAUCUAAUUGAACUUUUCAUGUACACCACGUCAUUACAGAAGAAUGUUGUUGUUGCUGUUGUUGUAAUAAAGAACCAAUGUUUAAUUUUAUCAAA
Molecule: messenger RNA, 2019 nt
Organism: Dermatophagoides farinae (American house dust mite)
Lineage: Eukaryota; Metazoa; Arthropoda; Arachnida; Sarcoptiformes; Pyroglyphidae
Gene: hfp
Product: Poly(U)-binding-splicing factor hfp
Biological process (GO): alternative mRNA splicing, via spliceosome; regulation of alternative mRNA splicing, via spliceosome; mRNA splice site recognition
Cellular component (GO): catalytic step 2 spliceosome; precatalytic spliceosome
Molecular function (GO): RNA binding
Source: RefSeq, a predicted model, not a curated record